Phytophthora sojae is the source of this 5358-nucleotide messenger RNA. RefSeq lists its product as hypothetical. The record is from RefSeq and is a predicted model, not a curated record. Gene Ontology annotation, molecular function: protein binding. The transcript has 4 exons. NCBI's taxonomy places the organism in Eukaryota, Oomycota, Peronosporomycetes, Peronosporales, Peronosporaceae. The coding region runs from base 1 to 5358 and encodes 1785 amino acids.
AUGCCAGCUCGAGAGCGCUUUGAAGAGGAAUGGAAGCGCUACGAGCAGUUGAAAGCCGAGGUCCAGCAGAGUGCCGCGAAGCAGAGGUCGCUAGCGAUGGAGGUGCUGACGGCUAACCGAGAGCUCUUCGAACGGGAGCAAGAGACUCUGAAGGAGGAAGACGCUGCUGUCAUCGCUGUGGAGCGUAAGCGACGAAUCGCUGAGAAGGAGGAGCAGGCCGCCGCGAAAGCCAAAGCUGAGGCCGAAGCGCGCAAAGCGCAGCAACCCAGCACGGGGAAAGCCAGCGUCGUGCCGGUGUUCGCGCGUGACUCGGUGGCCAAGAAGGGUCUCACCCUUGCAGCGGACGACCAAGUGUUCGAGCAAGAGCUCCGAGAUUUCGCCGUGGCGCAGCGAGUGGAUCGCUUGUAUCUGUCGAUUCCAUUGACAAGAGAUCAAAGAGUCCGCGAGCGCCACCGACUUGAGCCCGAAUUCGUGCACACGAAGCACGUGGAGUCGCGGGUGCUGGAAGCAGAGAAGAUUGAGUUCGAUCUCCUUGAGAAGAGUGCUCUGCGGCACGAGGAAGCUGCGACGAAAGCUGCGGAGCUUCGGGAACUGUGCGAACAGAUCCGUGACCAGCAACGCAGCGUCGAGGACGAGUUGGUCAUCGUUGAGGCUUCAAUCGCCCGACUAGAGGCAGAGACCGCACCGCCUCCGGAACAACCAAGACCGACGGAUGAAGAGCUGGAGCGAGCUGCCGGGAGGUAUUUGACUGUGGAACCGCUCUCCAGUGACGAGGAUGAAGGAGAAGCGGAAGCUCCUUCUGGUUAUGUUGAUGACGCACGCAUGAAGAUGGAUGAAUCCGAGCUGCGGGAGCUCAAGGCGUUCACCGACGCUGAGCUCGCCUGGCGUCGAUGGGAGAAAGCUGAGAAGACUCGCUGCACCAAACUGAACAAACUCUCGGACCGACACUCGCUGUUGACGACGUCGCAGAAGCAGCUUGCCGUGGAUUUGGCGCUUUACGAAGACGCGGACGCGCCGUUCUUCGAGCGUUUGCGAGACUUAGAGAAGGCCGCCAACACUCGGAUGUGGGAUCUCCAGGCCCAAACUCAAGUGGUGCGAGCUCGGUUCGUAGUGGAGCGUGCAGCGCGUGAAGAGUCUGUGUUCCAGAUGCGUGACCGCCUGAAGGAGCUCCAGCAGCAGCUGGAAGACGCCUACGCGUUGCCAAUGCAAGCCAUUCAUCCGUUGGAGCGAGUCCAACUCGAGGCGCAGUCUCAAAAACUGGUCGAGUCGCUCAAGAAGCAGGAGGCCGAACUGCAGGCUCGAUACGCCAAAGAGGAGGAGGCGAAGGCGCUGCUGGUGUCCCUGGAGCUGCGAUCGUGUGACUACACGGACGCGAAGCUGCAGGAGGAGACGAAGCUGUUCACUGAGAAGCAGGCGCUCUGGGACCUCAAUUUCACGCUCGUGGACGAGCUGCAGAGCUGCCGUCAGACCAUCGAGCGGCUUUACCUGUUCAUGCAGGACGACGAGCCGAAGCCGAAGCUUGAGAGGAACGAGCAAGACCAAGGGUCUGAAGCCUUGUACGAAGAGAACGCUCGCGUGUUCGAGACCAAACUUCAAUACUUGCAGCAAGUUAGGCGGUUCUUGUUCAUGUGCUAUGACCGAGAGGACCGAUGGCGUGCACUGGCCGCCACCACCUUCAUCAAGGACACGACGUCGGACGAGUGGAUGACGAGCAUGCAGCUAUCUCGACAGGAAGACACACUGGCGCUGCUGCAGACGCAGCACGAAGAGCAGCAGCAAGCUCUGCAGCGCCAAAUCAAGCUGCUGACCAAGGUCAAGGCUUCCUUGCAAGCGCAGAUCGAAGACCUGAACGCGAAGAUGCAGCGCUUGCAGAGCGACUACCAGGCUGCUAGUGAAAAGGUCCGGUUGCAGACCCAGGAGGUCAUCAGAGCUCUCCGUGCUGAGACUGAGGAGCACAAAGCGGCCCUCGAGAAGGAGCAGCUCAGGUUUCGUUCAGACCGUGAGCGGCUCAUUCGCGAACACGAUGCGAUUCGAGAAGAGCUCGAGAAGCGACUGCAGGGCCUUGACGACGUGAUUGACAAGCAAACGCACUGGCUUACGGCUGCCAAACGAGAGCUGCAUGCGCAGCGAGUCGCCAACGAGGAGCUGCUGAAGGCGUACCAGUCGCUCGAGAAGCGCCGUGCAGCCGAGGUGAACGACAUGCGCUUCCGCAUCUCGGCGCAGAUCAAGAAGAUCAACAACAUCGAGAUGUGGAACCUGUCCAUGAAGAUCUCGGCCAAGGAAGCCCACACGGACUUCAUCAACAUGCAGAAGGACAUGGCCAAGCAGCAGCAGCAACACAAGCAGCUGCAACGCGGGCUACGGCUGCUGAAUUGGCGGCACCGCGUGACAGCGCAGACCAUUCUCACGGACGUCAACUUGCUGUUCGCCUUCUUCGCCGACGGAAUCGCGAUCUUGGCUGGCACCACAUCGGAGAUCAACGACGCGCUUCGGGAGAACGCAGGCAUCGAGGUGCUUGCUGCGCUCGCGCGACAUUCAAGUCAACAGUCGGUACGAGCGAUAUGCGCUCGCGCUCUUGGGCAGUUGUCGUGGAAUGCCAACGUCACGGCUCGAUCGCUGGGGUGGAAGGCGAAGCAGAAGUGGUUCCAGUGGAUGAAGACGCAGUCCACCGUCGUGCUGGACACGCUGUCAGCGUCUAACACAGCGUUUGAUGCUGUCGCUGAGGAGGAAGCGACUGAGAUGAACUGGCUGGCUGAUCCUAGCGCCCCUAUCGACGACAUUUCUGGCGAGAGUGACCACGACUUGAGCUCCAAAGGAGGGAGAGACAAGGCCAAGAAGCUCUUGUUCACUCAGACGUGGCAGCAGUUCGAUGGUAAGGCGUUCCCCGACACCAACGUGGCCAACCAGCAGUACAUGGGGCUCUCGUCCAACGUGCUGCAGAUCAUUCUGGAUCUGUGCAGGUCGCCUGAGACGGACAAGCUGGUCAAGCGCAAUGCCUUGCACUCGCUAGCUCUGAUCGUGCGAAGCUCGAGGAAUACGUCGAUCAUUGGACGUCUAGACGGGAGCAUCGCGCUGCUGAUCAGCCUGCUGGAGCCCAAGUCGGACCUGAUCAGUGACGAGGACCCUCACAUCGUACGUCACGCAGUCCAAGCGCUCGCGAACCUGGCGUAUCGAAACUCAUUCAACCAGCAGCUCAUUUACACACAAGGCGGUAUUCCGCUGCUGCUUCGCCUCUGUGAUCGAGCUGUCAACUCGAGCGACGCGCUGGAUGCAGACGUUGACUUGACUCUGGCCACGACGCAGACGCUCUCUCACCUCUCACACGACCACGUCUUGUCCUGCCAGGCCAUUGUUGAAGCUCGCGGCAUCUCCAUCCUCACCAGACUGUGCAACUCACCAAGGAUCCACGACGCAAUUGACUUGGAGGUCUACGAGCUCAUCCAGACGUACGCGUCGCAAGUGAUCGCCAACGUGAUCACACUGCUAGACCAAGAAGACAGCGAGAGCGACAACCGGUCGUAUCACGUCGCAGACUUCAUCCUCGAGGAGCAAGCCGAACCUCCACGGUACUCAAGCGGUGUUGACCCUGCCAUGAAAAAGCCCAACCACGACAACCAGACGCAGCACAACGACGAGCAGCUUGCUCAGCUAUCUCCGAAGCACGCCGGCGUCUCCACGUUUGUAUUGAUGUGUGCAUCGUGCAACCGCAACGUGGCAUUCCAUGGCGCAGUUGUGCUGGGCAGCAUCGCUCAACAUGACGCCAUUCGAGGCGCGAUAGGAGCAGCGAGCGGAAUGGAUGCGCUCUUCUUGCUUGCAGCGCGUACUGAGGACUUACCGAUGGUAGCACAAGCCACUUGGGCGUUGGCCAACCUCACGUGGAAUCGAGACAACCAGUAUCGCGUCGCGCGGUAUAUCGAUCAGCUCUACCAGAUCUGCACAUUGGGGUCCAGUCACACUGCGCCAGUCUCGCUCAAUCAACAGGAAGCUAACCUGCAGCACGAAGAAAACCAAGACGGCGACGAGAUGCAACCAGAGGACCCCGCUACCACGGCGCAACGCAAACAGCAGGACGACCUACUCAUGCGGCAAAUUCGCGAGCACGGCUUGUGCAUCGUGGCCAACUCGCUAUUCUACAACGACGCCAACCGCCAGCUAGUCGCGUCACACGCAGACUGGAUGCAGCUUCUCGCUCGCAACGCUCUUGAAGCGGACGGCGCCACAUUGGAGAACUCGGCUCGGGCGUUGUGUUCGCUGUCGUACAGCGACUCCAUCGCUCUGAGGAUGGGGGCGUCAGCUCUCGUUGAUUCCCCGAGCAAGGCGAGGAAUGCUAAGCCCACGCCGCAGUCGAUGACUGGGCUGCACGUAUUCAUCCGACUGUGCGGUCGAGCGGGGCACGUGGGGGUGCAGCAGCACGGUCUCUUCGGCGUCAUCAACUUGUGCCUCCACGACUCGAACAAGACGAGGAUGCUCGAGAUCCCACACGGCAUCGACACACUCGUGAACCUCAGCGGCCACAUGAACAAGGAGCUGAGCGAGCCGGCACUCGAGGCGCUGGAGCUGCUCGCCGACCUGCGUCAGCUGAAGCAAGACCACGGAAUCUCCUCCGCGCAGUCGUUCGAGUCCGUCGACAUGAAGAAGCUCAUCGCGUUGCUGUCGGACGCAACGAAUCCGUCCCUCGUGGCGAUGAUAAGCGACGCCAUCGCCAACGAAGUCUGGAAGCGACCCAGCGCCCAAGUGCGACUCCGCAACGAGCACGGCCUCGAGAAGCUGCUGGAGAUCUGUGCCAAGCCGUCGCCUCUGUUCCCCUCUGCUACGUCCGGGAGUUCUCCUGCUGCCGCCGCUGAGAUCGAGCGGCGAGUGCGGAUUUCUUGCCUGUGGGCGCUGCGGAAUACGGUGGCGAGCAACGUGCGCAACCAGAACCUUGUUGGAGCAUUGGGAGGCGUCCAGCAACUUGUAAGUGCUUAUGAUCGGGAGCGACAGAGCGAAGAAGUGGUGGAGGCUCUGCUGGCUGCACUGGUGGCUGUGGUCAUGAAGCACCCGCGGAACAGUCAGCAGCUCGUGCAAUUCGGACUCGACAUGCUCAUCGCGCUGGCCGACGGCACCGAGGACGGCGACAGACUCGAAGACGAAGAUCGACGCAGCAGAGGAGUUUUUCUACCGCCGUUGAACCCGUCAGCAGCAGCUCGUUCGACGGCAUCGUCUCCUUCCAAGAGGAACGCAACACUCGCUCGAGAGCUCCUGCAUCUGGUCGCCCCCUACAACACCCGGCAGGACGCACCUGUUUCUCCUGAUGCAAAGGUGAGAAGGAGGCAACAACUGCAGUCGUCGUCGGCUGCUUCACCCGUGCACAGACGCUAG